UUUGCUUUGCGCCUACAUCUUUCUCUUUCUCUUUCUCUUUCUCACUGGCGUACUCGACACGCCAUCUGUGGUGUUUCCAUCGUCCCUCUCUCUCUCUCGCUCUCGAUCCGUGCGGUGCGGAUUCUUAGCAGAGUUGGAACGAGGCAAGAAACGAAUUUUUGGUCCAGUGGGCGUGAAAAAGGACUCCUUCACCAGCCAUCUCGACCUUGGUUGGGAAAUUGUCUGUUGGUCGAUGCAAUUAGUAGGUGCGUCAACGGAAGAUUGGUGUUGGUAUCUGAUUUGGAGGACGGGUGGUCGAUUCUGUUCUCGAAAUUGUUUCGCAGGGUUCGUUGGUUUCUUUGUUGAUCGUGAAGAGGCAAAGUGUCUACCUAUGCAGAAACGCAGUGCGUCCAUUAAAGAGGGAGAUGGAGACACCUUUUCUUCCUGUAGAAGUGGAAGUAGGACCGAGGUGUUCUCUCCUAGAGGAGUUCUUGAGGAAUGUCUCAGGAGUAUGGAAUCUGACACUGCCUCUUCUAAAGCUAGCACUUCUUACUUCAGCGAAUCUCGAGCUCAUGGGAACAUAACUCAUUGGCGAAACCUCCUACGUCAUGUAUUGAAGCAACGGCCCAUGAGGAGGCUGUCAACCUUCCCCCCGCUUGGGGUGCCCAAGAUGUCGAGGAAGGGCAGCAUCAGUAGUAGCCUGUCGUCCAAGGGGAACAUGGUGAACGCAUCCGAUAUCUGCCGCUUGAAGCCUACCUGGAGGAAUUUUUCACUUGCAGAGCUCCAAUCCGCGACCAAUAAUUUCUGCGCUGAGAACCUUAUAGGGAAAGGAGGCUAUGCUGAGGUCUACAAAGGGACUCUUCAUGAUGGGGAGCUGAUCGCUGUCAAGAGGUUGAUCAAAGGGACGGCCGACGAAAGAACCGCUGAUUUCUUAUCUGAGCUCGGUAUCAUUGCUCACAUCAAUCACAAGAAUGCUGCUCGUCUUGUGGGAUUUAGUGUUGAAGGCGGGAUGCACCUGGUCCUCCAAUUGUCUGCUCAUGGAAGCUUGGCGUCCCUGCUUUAUGGUACCAAAGAGGUAUUAAGUUGGGAGAUCAGGUACAAAAUUGCCUUGGGAGCAGCGAAAGGUCUUCGGUAUCUUCACGAAGGCUGCCAACGGCGUAUCAUUCAUCGAGACAUCAAGGCAUCUAACAUCUUGCUAACCGAGGACUUUGAGCCACAGAUUUCGGAUUUUGGGUUAGCGAAAUGGCUGCCUGAUCAAUGGACUCACCAUAUAGUAUCUCGAUUUGAAGGCACAUUUGGCUACUUGGCUCCGGAGUACUUCAUGCAUGGCAUUGUCGAUGAGAAGACAGACGUUUAUGCAUUGGGUGUUCUUCUACUUGAGCUCAUUACCGGUCGUCGAGCAAUUGAUGCUUCUAAGAAAAGUCUUGUUCUGUGGGCGAAGCCUUUACUUGACGCAAGCAACAUCGAGGAUCUAGCUGAUCCUUGCCUUGGGGGUUUAUAUGACCCUAAUGAGAUGAAUCAUAUGGUUUUGACCGCUUCUAUGUGCAUCCAAAACACUGCCAUCCUCCGUCCCAGCAUGAGUCAGGUUGUGCGGCUACUCAAGGGAGAAGAUAACAGCGUGAACCUUCAAAGAUCAGUUCUGUCGAGAACUUACUCGGAAGGGCUAUUUGAUGUCGAGGAGUAUGACGCGACCAUGUACUUGAAUGAUAUGAAUCGGCACAGGGAGCUCGCUCUACAAUUCUGAUGUGAAAGUAAAGUUAAUUCUGGCAAUUUCAUGCCAUCGGGCUUGUUCUUUUAAUUACCAGUCGAAAUGGAGUCCAUCGGAAUGUGGAGAGGGAUAAUUUUCAACAAAGAGACUGAGAACUCGAGGAGAUCAUGUUGCCGGAUUUUGUAAUGGUCACAAAAUCUAUACGGGAGCCACUUGUGGAAGCCAAAAUUGCUUACAACUGAUCAACGUGAGCUCGAGCUCGACUGCCUAGACAUCACUGCAUUGUGUUGACUGUUGUUUGUGAGGGCUGCUUCUAAUACAGUAUCGAAUAAGCGAUUUAACAAUUCCGGUGGUGCCUGAUCCUUAUUGCCUUUGGUGUUCUACAAGAAAAGUUCUGAUUCCCGAUUGCGCCUCUCGCUGCCUGAUAGAGACAUCUGGGGAUCGAGAUCUGGUAGAUAGAGACGUGGAAGGGUCUUGCUUUUGCCUAUAAAAUGACCCCUUUGACGGCAACCAGCGGUCGAUUGAACAAAAAAGAAACAGGAAAAAAACGAUACGUCAUACAUAGUGGGUUGAAGACAUAGUUGAAAUGAGUUUCGAUGCUGGUCGAGAUCCACUCCUGUUGUUAUUGGUCAGCUGGGGGUUUGUGUCCGGCUAGAGUACAGAGGAAUAGAAAUGUCCAGCGUUAUGUUCUGCCUGUGCCCAAAACCUGCUCUUAUCGGAGACAAAUUUGUAACCGGACAGGAUGAUCUUUUUCAGAGCAAAUGCUUGGAUAGUUCCUAAAUCUUUUGUGAUUUCGUGAUUUGAAAAAUAAAUUUGUUGGUUGUCACCACAUUUGCUGCUCAAA
Nymphaea colorata (pocket water lily) is the source of this 2531-nucleotide messenger RNA. Its product is annotated as receptor-like cytosolic serine/threonine-protein kinase RBK2. Gene Ontology annotation, molecular function: ATP binding; protein kinase activity. Bases 233 to 1723 code for a protein of 496 amino acids. Lineage: Eukaryota; Viridiplantae; Streptophyta; Magnoliopsida; Nymphaeales; Nymphaeaceae. The transcript has 10 exons. The record is from RefSeq and is a predicted model, not a curated record. Gene Ontology annotation, biological process: protein phosphorylation.